This is a messenger RNA of Atta colombica, 791 nucleotides long. It is a transcript of the gene RpS5a, whose product is annotated as 40S ribosomal protein S5. Bases 94 to 744 code for a protein of 216 amino acids. Gene Ontology annotation, biological process: translation; ribosomal small subunit assembly. Gene Ontology annotation, molecular function: structural constituent of ribosome; mRNA binding; rRNA binding. Gene Ontology annotation, cellular component: ribosome; cytosolic small ribosomal subunit. The record is from RefSeq and is a predicted model, not a curated record. NCBI's taxonomy places the organism in Eukaryota, Metazoa, Arthropoda, Insecta, Hymenoptera, Formicidae. The transcript is spliced from 3 exons.
GAUUUAAGACAAAUUCGUCGCGAGAUAAUUCGGAUCGGCAUCGUGGAGCAGUCGAAUAUAAACGGGAGCCGUGAGUGAUCGUGCAGAUAAACAAUGGAUGACAAAGAAGCUUUCGACGAUAUGGUGGUGGCAACCACAAAUACGUUGCCGGUAGCCUUACCGGCUGAACUGCCAGAGAUCAAAUUGUUCGGACGUUGGAAUUGCGACGACGUACAAGUAAACGACAUGUCUCUGCAGGAUUACAUCGCAGUUAAAGAAAAAAAUGCUAAGUACCUUCCACAUUCAGCAGGGCGUUACGCGGCAAAGCGUUUCAGAAAAGCCCAGUGUCCUAUUGUGGAACGUCUUACGAACUCUCUCAUGAUGCACGGCAGAAAUAAUGGAAAGAAAUUAAUGGCUGUGCGAAUUGUUAAACACGCCUUCGAAAUCAUUCACCUUCUCACUGGCGAGAACCCUCUGCAGGUUCUCGUCACAGCCAUUAUCAACUCUGGCCCAAGAGAAGACUCCACGCGUAUUGGACGCGCUGGUACUGUAAGGCGACAGGCCGUGGACGUAUCCCCGUUACGUCGUGUUAAUCAAGCUAUUUGGUUGUUAUGUACUGGCGCGCGAGAAGCUGCAUUCCGCAACAUUAAAACGAUUGGCGAGUGUCUAGCCGACGAACUUAUUAACGCCGCUAAGGGUUCAUCGAAUUCAUACGCGAUCAAGAAGAAAGAUGAAUUGGAACGCGUUGCCAAGUCCAACCGAUAAAUAACUUUAUACAUGCGGAAAAAAUAAAUAAACGUUCUAUCUUUAAA